AUGGCUCCCACGAAGGCGCCGUUAUGGGAGGACCGCGACGUUCGUUUCGAUAUAUCACCAAGUCAGAUGAAGAUGCGGCCAGGGGAGACGGUGGUGGACAGGCUGGACGCUGUGGAGGACACCAAAGGGAACUCUGGUGACCGCGGCAAGCUCAUAGUGACGACCCUCAGGAUCAUAUGGCACAGCACCACUAUGGCUAGAGUCUCCCUAUCUGUUGGCUUCAACUGUGUUGUCAACAUGACGACUAAGACUGUCAACUCGGUGAAUUCACCCAGACUACGCUGCACUACUUCAGGUCUAACGUUGCUAACUUCGUUCAACGAGAGCACUCAAAUAGCGUUCAUACACACUUCAUGCUACCCUGGGCAUUAUAAUCACAAUUAAUCCCCUCUAUUCCUCUCCCUGAGGGCAUAUUCCUCGUCCCGUCUGUACCGGGAGCUGAAGCUCCGGGCGGCCAUCAUCAGCAACAAGGAACUGCGCCUGCUGCCCCAGGAGCUGGUGUCGUCCACCGUGCAGGGCGUCUGGAACCUGUCCAGUGACCAGGGGAACCUGGGUACGUUCGUGAUCAGCAACGUGCGUCUCGUGUGGUUCGCCAACAUGAACGAGCUCUUCAACAUCUCCCUGCCAUACAUACAGAUGGCCUCGGUCAAAGUUCGUGAAUCAAAGUUCGGCAUGGCGCUCGUGGUGGAGAGCACGGAGAGUAGCGGGGGGUACGUGCUGGGGUUCAGAAUUGACCCCACGGAGAAGCUACACGCCGUCCACAAGGAACUACUCGCACUCUACCACGUCUACUCCAACGCGCCCGUCUUCGGGGUAGAGUUUUCUACCGACUCUACCGCCCCGCAUCUCAGGGCGGUGCAGGAGGAGGCCGUGGACGAGGAGGAGAUGGACGUGGGGACGGACGGGGACGGGCCGGCGGACUGGGACGUGGUGGCCACGUACCUGGCGGACGGGCGGACGUCCGCUGGCGGGCCGGUCUACUCAGAGGACCUCGGGCUCGCCUUUGAACGGGUCAAGGACGGGUACACCCCGGCCAAGCUAUGGGAGGUGGUCCCCAGCUGAGGGGGAGUGGGGGACGUGGUCCCCAGCUGAGGGG
Hyalella azteca is the source of this 1096-nucleotide messenger RNA. It is a transcript of the gene BBS5, whose product is annotated as Bardet-Biedl syndrome 5 protein-like. Gene Ontology annotation, molecular function: phosphatidylinositol-3-phosphate binding. The record is from RefSeq and is a predicted model, not a curated record. Lineage: Eukaryota; Metazoa; Arthropoda; Malacostraca; Amphipoda; Hyalellidae. Gene Ontology annotation, biological process: intracellular transport; cilium assembly. Gene Ontology annotation, cellular component: ciliary basal body; BBSome. The transcript is spliced from 9 exons.